UUCAAAUUUCAAUACUAAAAAAUUAUUAAUUUGUCUAGCCAUUUCAUCUGCAACAUCUACUCCUUCGUCUUCCUCUACACUAUUCUAUUCUAUUAAUCAAUCAUCAUUCAUCCACCAUCCAUCCACUUUCUCCAACCUACCUUUCUAGAUCUCUCACCCUGUUCUUUUUCUCUCAGAUCCUUUUGCUCCGUGGUUAUUUUUGGAUGUAUAUCAACUUGAUCUUUCUUUUCUUUUUUUCCUUGCUAGAAAGCAUUUCAAUCUCAAGUGGAUUGCAUUGCGGAUUUUCAUUUUUCUACCCUUGAGACCAACAUUCACAAAGGUCCUGAACAUCAAGAUAAUUGAAGCUUAAAUAGUUUUCUUUUAAAGCUACAUAAGUUGAUUUAGGCAAUCAGAUUUCCUGGGAUAAUGUUGGGGGGCAACGAGAGAAAUCCUGUGCUUCCUGUUUUUCUGGACGGGACUCAAUUUCAGUAUCAAGCUAAUGUGGCAAAUCAGCUGCAGUUGUUUGGAAAUUUACAAGCUGGAUGUAAUGUUGAUCCAGUUAAUUACUUCGGAAAUGAGCAUAUCGGUUCCAUGAUUCAGCCUAAUAAGCGAGGCAAGGAAAUGGAAGAUAUCUCAAAGCAGCAAAGGCUUCAGAUUUCCUUAAAUUACAAUGUCUAUCAAGAUGAUGCUGAUCGAUCAGCAAGUAUUCCAAACCCUAACCCGGUGUCAACAGGAUUGAGGCUUUCGUAUGAUGAUGAUGAGCGCAACUCAUCUGUUACUUCAGUGAGUGGCAGCAUGACUGCCACGCCUUCUGUCAUAUUGUCCCUUAGUGACAAUAUCAAAACAGAGUUUGAUAGGCAACAGGAAGAGUUGGAUCAGUAUAUUAAACUUCAGAAGGAACAAUUGUCCAAAGGAGUAAGAGACAUGAAGCAAAAACACAUGGCUUCUCUUUUUACUUCCAUUGAGAAAGGUAUUAGUAAGAAGCUAAAGGAAAAAGAUGUGGAGCUAGAGAACAUGAACCGUAAAACUGGGGAACUAGCAGAGAGAUUAAAGCAAGUAGCCAUUGAAGCACAAAACUGGCACUAUAGAGCAAAGUAUAAUGAGUCAGUUGUCAAUACGUUAAGGAAUAAUCUCCAGCAGGCAAUUUCACAAGGAGUUGAGCAAGGUAAGGAAGGGUUUGGAGACAGUGAAGUUGAUGAUGCUGCCUCAUACAUAGAUCCCAAUAACUUCAUGAGCAUUCCAGGUAUGCCUGUCAAAUCUACUUACAAGAGUUACCAAGGAAUGGAGAAUUUGACUUGCAGAGCAUGCAAGGCAAAGGAGGUUUCCAUGUUGUUGAUACCUUGUAGGCACCUGUGCUUGUGUAAGGACUGUGAUGGAUUUAUCAAUGUUUGUCCUGUUUGUCAACUUAUAAAAACUGCAAGUGUCGAGGUUUAUCUGUCUUAACUUACAAAAGGGUUAGUACUUAAAACUAAAAUGGAAUAACUGUUUGCUUUGUGUGAUUUAUCUGGCCAAGUUCUUAAUUUUCAAGUAAAAAGUACUUGUCAAUAUAAAAAUCUACUACUUCCAAGGAUAUUUCUACCCAAGUUUCUUGUGUUUAUAG
Molecule: messenger RNA, 1579 nt
Organism: Gastrolobium bilobum
Lineage: Eukaryota; Viridiplantae; Streptophyta; Magnoliopsida; Fabales; Fabaceae
Product: probable BOI-related E3 ubiquitin-protein ligase 2
Exons: 5
Coding region: 406-1422 (338 amino acids)
Molecular function (GO): ubiquitin-protein transferase activity
Source: RefSeq, a predicted model, not a curated record